Molecule: messenger RNA, 1062 nt
Organism: Thlaspi arvense
Lineage: Eukaryota; Viridiplantae; Streptophyta; Magnoliopsida; Brassicales; Brassicaceae
Source: the annotation of a GenBank genome assembly
AUGUCUUGUUUCUUAACUUGCGUCCGCUUCGACGACUCGACCACUACCACCGACAACAAACCCACGAUUACAGGAUCCGUCUCUGUCUCCGGCGUAACCUGUUAUACCUGGGACGAUGUUGAGUCUCUCACCUCCAAUUUCUCUAGACUCAUCGGCUCCGGCGGCUACAGCAGCAUCUACUUAGCUCGCUUGUCUGGCUCGAACAAAGCCGCUCUCAAGGUUCAUGCCGGAAGCCACCGUCUUUAUCAGGUGUUUAGGUCUGAGCUCGAAAUCUUGCUUCGUCUUCAACAUCCUCACAUUGUGAAGCUUCUCGGUUACUUCGACGAUUCAGAAGAAAGUGGUGCACUUUUAUUAGAAUACCUUCCUCAAGGUAACCUCCAAGAGAAGCUAAACCGCAACAGCAAACAAGUUUUGCCAUGGAGAAACCGAACCGCAAUAGCGUUUCAGGUUGCGCAAGCGAUUGAACACAUUCAUGAGAAAUGUAUCCCACAGAUUGUUCACGGGGACAUCAAAUCCUCAAACAUCCUCCUUGACAAGCAUUUCAACAGCAAGCUCUGCGAUUUCGGAUCAGCCAAAGUCGGUUUCUCAUCAAUGGUUCAGCCUUCUGCAACGGUUUCUUCGCCACGGUCCAAGCAAGUGAGGAUGAUCGGUUCUCCAGGGUACACUGAUCCUCACUACUUGAGAACCGGGAUGGCUUCGAAGAAGAUGGAUAUGUUCGGUUUUGGAGUGGUGGUUCUUGAGUUGGUUUCGGGUAAAGAAGCGGUUAGCUCCGAGAGAGGUGAGAUGCUUGUGCACACAGCAGCUCCCUUGAUCAAUGAGGUUCUUGAUUCGAAUGGGGAUAUUGCAGAAGAGAAAGUGAGACAGUUCUUGGAUCCUAGGUUGUUGUCUAGGGACAGUAGUCUUGAUCUUGACGAGGUUAAGACAAUGCUCGGCGUGGCUGCUUUCUGUCUUCGUAGCUCGCCGUCUCUGAGACCAUCGGCUUCUCAAGUGGUACGGACUCUUGUCAAGAAGAUCCCGUCUGUGUCUUUCUCCUCGAGUUUGGAAAAGAAGAGUGAGAGAUAA